Didymodactylos carnosus is the source of this 1650-nucleotide messenger RNA. NCBI's taxonomy places the organism in Eukaryota, Metazoa, Rotifera, Eurotatoria, Philodinida, Philodinidae. The record is from the annotation of a GenBank genome assembly.
AUGUCAUUCGCAGAUGUUGGACCGUCUAAUGAUAAUGACGACGGUAACAGCAACGAUGAUUAUGACGAUCAUCCAGUAUUAUUAAUAUCAACGAAUGAGAGUGUAUUUAUACGUGAUAAAUAUGUAAAUGAUAAUUCAAGUACACAACCUUUACUGGGCCGUAUAACAGAAUUCAAUCAACAUGGUUCAUUAUAUUGUAAAAGUAUGAAAACUCGUUAUGUUAUUGCAAUAUGGGCAUUCUUUGGAUUUUUUUGUGGUUUUACCAUACGUGUUAAUCUUUCAGUCAAAGGAAAUCGGACAAGACUGAAAAGAGAGUACAAAAAAGAGCUGUUUUGUUUGAUUGUCCUUGAUGAAUUGUUUCAAAUUGUUGCGAUGGUAUCACCGCAAAGUCUAUUAAAUGAAUCGAGACGAGCAUGUCCAUCAACAGCGAAGCAAAACUCAUCUCAAUCAAAGGUAGAGUUUCAAAUAUUCGUUGAUAAUACAAAAUUUUAUAAGCAGAAAAAACAAACUUUUGCAGGAAAUCUUGCUGAACGUUAUGGUGCAAAAUAUAUUUUUGGUGGAAGUAUUUUAACUACUGGAUUAUUAACAUUAUUAACACCAAUAGCGGCUCGAACUCAUGUAAUCUUAUUGAUUGUCAUUCGUGUUUUAAUUGGUGCCUGCUCUGGUCCACUUUAUCCUUCAGCAGGCGCAUUAUGGGGAAGAUGGGUUCCUCCGCUUGAAAGAUCAACAAUUCCAUCAACGGCAGCAACAGGUGCAAACGUUGGUAUUAUCGUUUCAACACCACUGAUCAGUCUGUUAUGUGCAUCAUCAUUUCUUGGCGGAUGGCCAAGUGGUUUUUACGUGUUUGGUUGUCUUUCAAGCAUCUGGUUCGCUGGUUGGUACUUUUUUGGCUAUAGUUCGCCUGCGGUUCAUCCAAGAAUAUCAUCCGAAGAAAAAUUAUAUUUAAUGAAAUAUUCAUCAAGGUUGAAAAAGCAUCGUCGAACACCAUGGAAAGAUAUAAUACAAUGUGUUCCAUUAUAUGGAAUAGCGACGCUAUCUAUUUGUGUUAAUUAUGUUUAUUAUACAUUAUUAACAUCAUUACCAAUUUAUUUUGCAACAAUAUUAAAUUUGGAUUUAGAUCAAAAUGGUUUUCUAUUUGCCAUGCCGUACCUUUGUCAAUCACUUGUGACUGUUUGUGUUGGCCAUACAAUACAACGAAUUCGAAAGAAUACUAAAUUAACAAUAACAAAUAUUAGAAGAGUACCAACAAUAAUUGGCUCUGUUGGAUCUUCAAUAUCUUUAAUAGCAAUUGGUUAUUCUGAAUGUAAUAAAAUUGCAGCUGUUCUAUGUUGUAUUUUAGCACAAGCACUUAUGGGUUUUUUAAGUGUUAGUGCGUUGAUUUCACAUUUGGAUAUAGCACCCAAUUAUGCAGGAACACUCAUUGGAAUUACAAAUACAUUAAACGCUAUUCCGGGUUUUGUUGGACCAAUGAUGGUUGGCGCCAUCACAAAUGAUAAUCAAACAUUGCAUGCUUGGAAAAUGAUAUUUAAUCUUUCAGCUGCAAUCGGAAUGUUUGGAUGUUUAGUUUUUUGCUUGUUGUUUCGAGGAGAAGAACAACACUGGAAUCAUCAUCGUCGUGAUACAAAUGCAGAUAAAACUGUUAUACAAUAA